AAACAAGUUGUCACGUGUUUUAAUACGGAAGUUCCAGCGGUGUGUUUGUUUGAGCACAAAUCAAGAUGGCAGCGCACCCGGGUGGAGGAGGACAAGGCGACUCCAAGGAGCAGAUACUGGAACUGGGGGCUGUCUUGUUAAAAGAUUUCAUUUACGAGCGAGUCCGCCGGCACGGAGACAACAGCGCCGUCGUGACCCGGGCCCAGCUGGGUGGAGGCGAGAUAUGCGAUACCAGCCACAAGAGGCUGGCCCAGUGCCUACAGAAGAUUGGAGACGAGCUGGACGGCAAUGUGGAACUCCAACAGAUGAUCAACUCCCCCUCGCUGAGACCCACCAAGGAGGUGUUUGUGAAAGUGGCUGUUGAGAUCUUCGCCGACGGAAAGUUCAGCUGGGGCCGAGUUGUCACUCUCUUUUACUUGGCCUGUCGACUAGUCAUCAAAGCGCUCUUGACUCAAGUUCCCGACGUCAUCAGAACCAUCAUCAACUGGACCAUCGACUACCUCCGUGAACACUUUCUCAACUGGAUCUGGGAGCAAGGAGGCUGGGAGAGCAUUCGCUCUUACUUUGGCACUCCGACGUGGCAACUGGUGGCUGUGUUCAUGGCAGGGGUCAUCGCCACGAUAAUCGUGACUCGUAAAAUGUGAGGAGCACACUGGUUGGGGCCAAGGAGAACAAAGAACUUGCAUGAGGAUUUGAACUUUUUGUAAGGACUGUGGCGCUGCUGUAAACCCCUCCCUCCCCCCUCUUGUCAUGUGGGCCGUAUGCACUAAAGGUUGUUUGGGGGUUACAAACACACACACACUAGGCACACGCCUGAGCGAGGGAAUGCAUUUUAAAUAAUUUAUUUUGUACCUUUUUGGUACCGAAAGAAAAGAAAAAAACACUAUUUUUGUUUUCUGCUGUCAUUUGGAGGAUGUCUUACCUCCUUCAUUUCAUUCAGAAAGAAUGCAUCUUCCUCAUGAUUUUUCAAUGUGCAAUCAACAUGUUCUAUUAUUGGCUUCUUACUUUAUGUAGAAAAAUAGCAAUCCUUAAUUGUCAGUAAGAUUAAA
This is a messenger RNA of Hippocampus comes (tiger tail seahorse), 1049 nucleotides long. Its product is annotated as apoptosis regulator BAX. Gene Ontology annotation, biological process: mitochondrial fusion; regulation of apoptotic process; release of cytochrome c from mitochondria. The record is from RefSeq and is a predicted model, not a curated record. Bases 66 to 644 code for a protein of 192 amino acids. NCBI's taxonomy places the organism in Eukaryota, Metazoa, Chordata, Actinopteri, Syngnathiformes, Syngnathidae. Gene Ontology annotation, molecular function: channel activity; BH domain binding. Gene Ontology annotation, cellular component: mitochondrial outer membrane. The transcript is spliced from 6 exons.